AUGUAUGGUUUAAGACGUAGUAUUUCACAAAUCAAUUCAAUUUCUAAAUUUCACACCUUUUCUAAGGUCUUUUUCAAAGUCGGUGAAUCAAUUAAACCGGGCAUUCCUGCUUUAUUUGAAAAUUCACCCGGCAAUUCUGUAGAUUUGGGCGCUGAAGUUGCAAAAAUUCCAAAAUCUAUAAUUGUUGGCGUUCCAGGAGCAUUCUCUCCAGCCUGUAGUGCAUCCCAUAUUCCAGGUUAUAUUAAGCACUUGAAAGAUUUCCAAAAAAAGGGUAUUGAUCAGAUUUUUGUUACUGUGGUAAACGAUCCGUUUGUCACCAAAGCUUGGGCAGAUAGUUUGAAAUUGAAAGAUUCUACUGGUGGCAAAAUCAGAUUGAUUGCUGAUGCUCAAGGCAAAUUUGCUGAAAGCGGUGAUGCUUUGUUUGAUGCAUCUGUUAAAUUUUUUGGUAAUAAAAGAAAUUAUAGAUUUGCAUUGGUCCUAGAAAAUGGCAAGAUUAUUAAAGAAUUUGUUGAGCCGGACCAAGUUGGUGUUAAAGUUUCUAGUGCUGAAAAUGUUUUGAAAAAUUUAUAA
Molecule: messenger RNA, 570 nt
Organism: Saccharomycodes ludwigii
Lineage: Eukaryota; Fungi; Ascomycota; Saccharomycetes; Saccharomycodales; Saccharomycodaceae
Gene: AHP1
Product: thioredoxin peroxidase AHP1
Exons: 1
Coding region: 1-570 (189 amino acids)
Biological process (GO): cellular response to oxidative stress; hydrogen peroxide catabolic process; cell redox homeostasis
Cellular component (GO): cytoplasm; mitochondrion; cytosol
Molecular function (GO): thioredoxin peroxidase activity
Source: RefSeq, a predicted model, not a curated record